Molecule: messenger RNA, 1173 nt
Organism: Rosa chinensis
Lineage: Eukaryota; Viridiplantae; Streptophyta; Magnoliopsida; Rosales; Rosaceae
Product: polyadenylate-binding protein 1
Exons: 6
Coding region: 101-760 (219 amino acids)
Molecular function (GO): RNA binding
Source: RefSeq, a predicted model, not a curated record
UCUUCUUCCCAAACCCCAACUUCUCUCCCAACCCUCACAAACCCAGACCGCCCGAUCCCAAAUCAUAAAUAAUAUCCAGAACCAAACCAGAGUCACGGCGAUGGAGGAGCAACAGGAGCACGAGGUCUACGGCGGCGAGAUUCCCAACGACGACGGCGAAGAUGUCGACAUGUCGUCCCGCGCCGACGACGACCAGGACUACAACGACGACCCUAACUCCAAGGAGCUGGAGGACAUGAAGAAGAGGCUGAAGGAGAUUGAGGAAGAGGCCGGCGCGCUCCGCGAUAUGCAGGCUAAGGUCGAGAAGGAGAUGGGAGCUGUUCAAGAUCCCAAUGGCGGUUCUGCAAGUCAGGCAGAAAAGGAGGAGGUGGAUGCUCGAUCCAUCUAUGUUGGCAACGUCGACUAUGCAUGCACUCCUGAAGAAGUCCAGCAGCAUUUUCAAUCUUGUGGAACUGUGAACAGAGUUACGAUUUUGACAGACAAGUUUGGUCAACCAAAAGGAUUUGCUUACGUUGAGUUUGUUGAAGUUGAUGCUGUGCAGAAUGCUCUCAUACUAAAUGAAUCAGAAUUGCAUGGUCGUCAAUUGAAGGUCUCUGCUAAACGGACAAACGUUCCUGGACUGAAACAGUAUCGAGGAAGGCGUCCUAACCCAUUUUUCCGAUCUAGGAGGCCCUUCAUGGCUGCUGCGCCUUUCUACCCCUCGUAUGGUUAUGGGAGGGUUCCAAGGUUCAGACGGCCCAUGCGUUACAGACCAUACUAAUGAUGACACCUCCAGGUGGCCACAUUUUGAGAAGGCCGUUUAUGUUUCAUGAUGGUCAUAGACGGUGCUAAUGAUAGACCGAAAUCACUAAAUGGGCCACAUAGUGCAAAGGCCAUUAAUGUUUAUUAUGGCGUAUCUAUAGUUUUGGAUACUAGAGAAAAGAACUUGAACUAUCAUUUGCAUUGCUGAUCCCGACUUGAUUCUUUCUCGAAUUUGUAGUGCACAAGAGCGUUUAGUUUAUGUGUGGAGGGGAAGAAAGAAGGCUGAUAUGCAAAUGCUGUAUUGGAGAUGAUUUCUUACAAAAUUCUGUGCUAGAUUUUUAGUCUAAAGUCAGAGUCAGUGUGGAUGAUUAUUAACAUUGAAAGAUUCCUAUUUCAAGGAAGUGUUUGUGCAUUCAGUUAUGAUUUCUAUUA